Messenger RNA from Saccharomycodes ludwigii, 2088 nucleotides. It is a transcript of the gene VPS1, whose product is annotated as dynamin-like GTPase VPS1. Gene Ontology annotation, biological process: peroxisome organization. NCBI's taxonomy places the organism in Eukaryota, Fungi, Ascomycota, Saccharomycetes, Saccharomycodales, Saccharomycodaceae. Gene Ontology annotation, cellular component: cytoplasm; microtubule; peroxisome. Bases 1 to 2088 code for a protein of 695 amino acids. The record is from RefSeq and is a predicted model, not a curated record. Gene Ontology annotation, molecular function: microtubule binding; GTPase activity; GTP binding. The transcript has a single exon.
AUGGAUGAAGCUUUGAUCUCCACUAUUAACAAAUUGCAAGAUGCUUUGGCUCCUUUGGGCGGUGGUUCGCAAUCCCCUAUUGAUUUGCCUCAAAUAACUGUUGUUGGUUCUCAAUCUUCUGGUAAAUCCUCUGUUUUAGAAAACAUUGUUGGCAGAGAUUUCUUACCAAGAGGUUCUGGUAUUGUCACUAGAAGACCAUUAAUUUUACAAUUGAUCAACAGAAGAUCCCAUCCCAACAAAGUUGCUGCGACCAGUAAGGGCGACGAUUUAUUAGAUCUGGACAACAACGCCAAGAAGGACGAAGUUCAAGGCCAAUCUGAAGACAACAAAGAGGAAUGGGGUGAAUUUUUACAUAUCCCAAACAAGAAAUUUUACAAUUUUAAUGAAAUUAGACAGGAAAUUAUUAAUGAAACCAACAGAACAACCGGUAACAACGCUGGUAUUUCGCCUAUUCCAAUCAAUCUAAGAAUUUAUUCUCCAUACGUUUUAACUUUGACUUUAGUUGAUUUGCCAGGCUUAACAAAAGUUCCGGUAGGCGACCAACCACCUGACAUUGAAAGACAAAUUAAGGAUAUGCUUCUAACCUAUAUCUCGAAACCAAAUGCUAUUAUAUUAUCUGUUAACCCUGCUAAUGCGGACUUGGCCAAUAGCGAUGGUUUGAAGUUGGCUAAGGAGGUGGAUCCUGAAGGUACAAGAACCAUUGGCGUUUUAACUAAAGUGGAUUUGAUGGACCAAGGCACCGACGUCAUCGAUAUUUUGGCAGGCAGAAUUAUUCCUCUAAGAUAUGGUUAUAUUCCAGUCAUAAACAGGGGUCAAAAAGAUAUUGAUUCACACAAAACAAUCAGACAAGCUUUACAAGAUGAAAAGAAGUUUUUUGAAACACAUCCCGCUUACAGUUCCAAAGCUUAUUACUGUGGGACUCCUUACUUGGCUAAGAAACUAAAUUCUAUUUUAUUACAUCAUAUUAGACAAACAUUACCGGAUAUCAAGAACAAAAUUGAAAUUACGUUAAAGAAGUAUAGAGAGGAGCUUUCCAGUUUAGGCACUGAGGUUAUGGAUUCUCCAAAUUCUAUUAUCUUAAAUAUGAUCACCGAUUUUAGUAAAGAAUACACUGGUAUUUUAGAUGGUGAAGCCAAAGAACUAUCUAGCCACGAAUUAUCUGGUGGUGCUAGAAUUUCCUUUGUUUUCCACGAGAUUUUUAAGAAUGGUGUAUAUGCGUUGGAUCCAUUUGACCAGAUUAAAGAUUCUGACAUAAGAACUAUUAUGUACAAUAGCUCUGGUUCUGCUCCAUCUUUGUUUGUUGGUACUGAGGCAUUUGAAGUUUUAGUUAAACAACAAAUUCGCCGAUUUGAAGAACCCUCGUUGCGUCUAAUCUCCUUGGUUUUUGAUGAAUUAGUUCGUAUGCUAAAACAAAUCAUUUCCCAACCAAAGUACAACAGAUAUCCAGGCUUAAGAGAAGCAUUGACUAGCAAUUUCAUUCAGUUCUUAAAAGAUUGUAUUUUACCCACUAAUUUUUUUGUCAAAGACAUAAUUAACGCAGAAGUUACAUAUAUUAACACUGCUCAUCCAGACUUAUUAAAGGGCAGUGAUGCUAUGUCUAUGGUUCAGGAAAAGUUAAAUCCAAAGGUUGUUAUUGAUCCCAAAACGGGGAAACCAGUCCAAACACAAACACAAAAAUCGUUACCACCCAGUGACUCUAAUAAAUCCAAUGGGUUCUUUGGCGGCUUUUUUUCCACCAAAAACAAGAAGAAAUUGGCUUCUUUGGAUAGUCCACCACCAGUGUUGAAAGCCACUGGACAGAUGACUGAGAGAGAAACUAUUGAAACUGAAGUGAUCAAACUAUUAAUUGACAGUUAUUUUAGUAUUGUUAAGAAGACUGUUGCCGAUAUCAUUCCAAAGGCUAUUAUGUUGAAAUUGAUUGUAAAAAGUAAAAACGAUAUUCAAAGGGUUUUAUUGGAAAAGUUGUAUGAUAAUCCAAAUGUUACCGAUUUAACAAAGGAAAAUGAUAUUACAAUUCAAAGAAGAAAAGAAUGUAAGAAAAUGGUCGAAGUUUUGGAAAAUGCUAACGAAAUCGUCUCUUCCAUUUGA